Messenger RNA from Penicillium antarcticum, 1137 nucleotides. RefSeq names its product PTH11-like integral membrane protein. The transcript has 5 exons. The record is from RefSeq and is a predicted model, not a curated record. Bases 1 to 1137 code for a protein of 378 amino acids. NCBI's taxonomy places the organism in Eukaryota, Fungi, Ascomycota, Eurotiomycetes, Eurotiales, Aspergillaceae.
AUGGACGGUUCUCUACACAACUUGUUAGCUCGCGAGGGAGACAAUGGCCACUCUCAGGGUCAACGUGCGCUGGUAGUGACAGCGGUACUGACCGCUUUUUCAACUGUCAUUGUUGCCAUGCGGUUUUAUGCACGACUUGGCUUGAUGAAAAUCACCGGUCGUGAAGACUGGGCGAUUCUGAUCUCCUUGGUGUUUGCUCUGGUUUAUCUCGCCCUCGUUGCUGCUCAACUGCACUAUGGCAUGGGAAUCCACUCAGCUUUGCUUUCGAGUCAUGUUCUACAGCAACAACUCAAGUGCUUGUGGGCUGCUAUCCCUUUUUACAACGCCAGCCUGGCAUUCACCAAGUUCUCCAUUCUUUUCCAAUAUCUACGCAUCUUCCCUGGCAGGUCUUUCCGCUUUGCUUGUUACAUUAUGAUAGCCAUAGUGGCCACCUACUCAUCAUGGGCUAUCAUCAGUGGCUUUGUGAACUGUGUCCCUGUCGCCAAAUUCUGGAACCAUGAUCUUCCAGGCAACUGCUUAAGUUUCGAGGCCGUCUGGUUCUUCAAUGCUUCGAUGAAUAUCGCAACGGACAUCUCACUGCUCCUGUUGCCGAUGCCGCUCCUUUCCAAACUCCAACUGCCCCGCAUGCAAAAGCUCGCUCUCAUGGGUGUCUUUGCCAUGGGUAUUCUGGUUGUGAUCACAAGUAUUCUUCGUCUCUCAAGUCUCCGUCAAGUUGCAAAGAGCACCGACACCUCCUAUAGCAACGUCGGGGCCGCCUACUGGACAGCAGCAGAAUGCAACGUCGCAAUCAUUUGCUCCUGCCUCCCCUUCCUACGACCAAUAAUCAGUCGUAUCUUCCCCAAGCUCCUCUCCACAAACAGAUACAACGGCUACACAACCAACAAUAGACCAACCGUCACAAACAUGACCACAACCCGCAGCCAGGCACGCCACACAGGGCUCUUCAGCCAGAACCACGACAAGGACUAUGAUAUGUAUUCCAUUAAUGUCAAGCCUGGUGACCGUAUCGGCCACAAUUCUCUUGAUGGUAUCGAGGUUACCACCGAGAUGCAUAUCAUGCAGGAGUCGACAAAGCAUGAAAAUGAGUUGACUAAACAUGAGAAUGUUAGUGAGCGCCGGUUAGUUACGGAUGUCUGA